This is a messenger RNA of Eublepharis macularius, 1806 nucleotides long. RefSeq names its product retinol dehydrogenase 12 (gene RDH12). The transcript is spliced from 8 exons. The coding region runs from base 65 to 1027 and encodes 320 amino acids. Lineage: Eukaryota; Metazoa; Chordata; Lepidosauria; Squamata; Eublepharidae. The record is from RefSeq and is a predicted model, not a curated record.
UGCUAUAUGUAAUCGGAGAUUCGCGCUGUGAGGAGACAGUGCAUGAAGUGAACUGACCCGGACAAUGCUAGUCUUUCUGGGGUCCGUGCUGGCACUGUCGAUAUCCUUCCUUCUCUUGGUAGUUAUGGCUGCACCUUGCAUCAGGAAAUAUAUCGCAGGAGGAGUGUGCAAGUCUACAGUGAAGCUGAUUGGGAAAGUGGCUGUGAUCACAGGGGCCAACACUGGCAUAGGGAAGGAAACUGCCAAAGAUCUUGCACAACGAGGUGCCAGAGUCAUCCUUGCUUGCAGAGACAUGGCAAAAGGAGAAGCAGCUGCCUGUGAAAUCCAAACCACAACUGGAAACCAGCAUGUUAUUGCGAAAAAGUUAGACUUGGCAGACUCUAAGUCUAUUCGGGAAUUUGCAGAGAAUUUCCUAAGAGAUGAGAAAGAGCUCCACAUCCUCAUUAACAAUGCAGGGGUGAUGAUGUGCCCCUACUCCAAGACAGCAGAUGGUUUUGAGAUACAGCUGGGAAUUAAUCACUUUGGGCACUUCCUUUUAACAUUUUUAUUAUUAGAGCGCCUGAAGCAAUCUGCUCCAGCUCGCAUAAUAAAUGUAUCAUCACUUGCUCAUCGUGCUGGGAAGAUUCGUUUCCAUGACCUUCAGAGUGAGAAGAGCUACAACCGGGGCUUGGCUUAUUGUCAAAGCAAACUGGCCAAUAUUCUGUUUACCCGAGAACUGGCCAAGCGGCUGCAAGGCACUGGUGUCACUGUAAAUGCUUUGCAUCCAGGCUCUGUAAGGACUGAAUUGACCCGUCAUAUAACUAUAAUUAAUAGUCUCUGGUCAAUGAUACAUUUCUUCUUGAAGACACCACAAGAAGGAGCUCAGACCAGUGUGUAUUGUGCAGUUGCAGAGGAGCUACAGUCUGUAAGUGGGAAGUAUUUCAGUGACUGUAAGCCAGCGUAUGUCUCAGCAGAAGGCCGUAAUGAAGAAACAGCAAUACAACUUUGGAAAGUCAGCUGUGAACUCUUAGGCAUCACGUGGGACUGAAUUAUGAAGUAUCCUUUGUUGUAGGUUUUCCAGAACAAGCUGAAGAAUCCAACAAUGAAGCCUCCUUAAACAGAUGCUUAUUUCAGUUAAUGCAAACAGAGGAUAGUGUUGCCCAUAUGAUAAAUAGGGCACACAACUGGUCAUUCUGUCCAAAACAAUGCCUCACCAAGAGAUCACUACUAAAUUUCUGCAUUAUUGUACAAAAGAAAAUAUUCUUGAAGAGGCAAGAAUUACGAGGCACUCUAUACUUUCAGGACUCUUCAAGUCUUUCAAUCUCCUAAUGAAUUACGAAGGCACUAUGUUGCAAGCAAAAAAUCCAGACCAACAAAGCCUGCUAUUCUCUUUGCUGGAAAUUUCUUCAUCAGAUCUAUUAUUAAGCUUUGAAAAGCAACUCAAUUAGCCUUCAGAAAACAUGGAGAGAGUCAACUGAUGCAUGCAAAAUACAGAACACUCAUGACAGCUACAAGGAAACAGAUAAAGAUGAUAAGCUGGAAACUUCCUGAAGUCAGGCUAUCCUGGUAUGUGUCAACUAGCAACAGAAACAUGUUCCAAGAAAAACAUUUCAACAUACUUCUGUCUUUCCCAUCACAACACCAAAUAUCUUGUUAAUGAUUUGCCAAAAGCAGCACAGCAGAGAAGAAACUUCUGCACCAUCACAGUUGCCGCAGCCUCUUGAUAUAUAUUUCAGACAACUCCCACCCCGAUGCACACUGUAUUCAUGCUGAAGAGGCAACCAAUAACUGUAAAAUCUAUUUCAGAACAUAAAAGGAAUGAAGAGA